AUUAUCCCUAAUGUUUAGGAAAUACAUCAAAUAUUAUGGAUAUUUCUGAGAUUCAUAAAUAAAAAUGGAAACUUUGAUAGUAUAACUUAAAAAAGAGAAAAAAAAAAUAGAUUGAUUUCGCUUUGCUUCUUAUCAUCGUCUGUAUUUAAUCUUCUCCAAAUGGAACAAAACCCUAAGGGUUCUUGUAAGAACCAAUCGCCGCCGGAUUGAUUUCUCUUAAUGUUUUUUUUUCUUUUUUUAUUUUAUCUCAGUGCACCAUUCAUCACUCACUUACUGUUUCUUCUUUCUCUGGCUGUUCUUUCCAACUUUAAUUUUGUUCUUGUGUAUAUAUUAUCCUCUGGGUAGGAAUUUCUUGUCUAUAAUUAUGGAAACCGAUUCUGGGGAACUUAGACUGAAUUUCACAAUCUUGUCUUUAGUUUGAUUCUUGGGGUGGUUUUGUCUCGGCUUCAGAAGUGACUUGUGCAGUUUUUAAGAGAAAAGCUUAAUCUUUUUUCUUCUUUUUUUCUUCUUCCAGUAACUGCAAGUUAGAAUUUUCUGAAGUUGCUAAUAUGGGGUGUGGCUGUUUACGCUCUGGGAUGGGAAAAGUUUGAGUUUUUGUGUUGUUUUCUGGAUUAGGGUUUGAUUUCUGGUGGUGGGUAGUAAUCAGUUUCUGCUAUAUGAGGUUGAUGAUUAGUGGGUGGUGAUCAAAUUGAGAUUUUGAAAAAUGUUGUCUGAAUUGGGAAGAAGACCUAUGCUUGGGAGUAACGAGGGUUCUUUUGGUGAUGAAUUGGAGAAAGAGAUAGGGAUGUUACUUCGUGAGCAACGCAGACAAGAGCCUGAUGAUCGUGAGCGAGAGCUUAAUAUUUUUAGGAGUGGAUCGGCGCCUCCAACUGUGGAGGGUUCUUUGAGUGCCGUUGGAGGGUUGUUUGCUGGUGGUGGUGGUGGUGGUCCUGCUACUGGUGCUCCUGCUGCCUUUUUGGAGUUUCGAGGAGCGAAGGAUGUGAAUGGGAUUGCUUCUGAGGAAGAGCUUAGGUCUGAUCCAGCGUAUCUUUCAUACUACUACUCCAAUGUGAAUUUGAAUCCUAGGCUGCCACCUCCUUUGCUGUCAAAGGAGGAUUGGAGAUUUCAACAAAGACUUAAAGGUGGAGCUUCUGCUCUAGGUGGAAUUGGAGAUAGGAGGAAAGUGAACAGGACUGAUGAUAAUGCUGGAAGAUUGCUUUUUGCUACCCCACCAGGUUUUAACAUGAGGAAACUAGAGAGUGAGGUGGAUAAUGAAAAAACAAGAGGUUCGGCCGAGUGGGGUGGUGAUGGACUGAUUGGUUUGCCUGGACUAGGGCUGAGCAAACAGAAGAGCUUUGCAGAAUUUUUUCAGGAUGAUUUGGGGCAUAAUACCUCUAUCACACGCCUUCCUUCUCGCCCAGCCAGUCGUAAUGCAUUUGAUGAAAAUGAUAUCAUUAGUUCUGCUGAACCAGAGUUGGCUCAUGUACGUCAUGAGUCCACUCCCACUGAUGCACUAAGGUCAGGAUCAAAUGUUCAAGGAUCAUCUGCAGCCCAAAAUGUUGGCUUACCAGCUUCAUAUUCUUAUGCUGCUGCAGUAGGAUCUUCCUUGUCAAGAAGCACUACUCCUGAUCCACAACUUAUUGCUAGGGCUCCCAGUCCCUGCAUCACUCCCAUUGGUGGCGGCAGAGCCAUUGCUUCUGACAAGAGAGCUAUUGCCAAUCCAGAUGCAUUUAAUGGUGUUUCAUCUGGCAUCAAUGAGUCAGCAGAUCUUGUGGCUGCAUUAUCAGUGAUGAACUUGUCAGCAGAUGAUGUGUUAGAUGGUGAAAACCAUUUCCCAUCACAAGUUGAAUCAGAUGUAGAUAGUCAUCAGAGAUAUCUUUUUGGUAGGCAAGGUGGUCAGGAUCAUGGGAAGCAACAGGCUUAUUUAAAGAAAUCUGAAUCAGCACACUUGCAAAAUUCAAGUAAGAGCAGCAGGAGUGGAUCAGGUCUCAACAAUCCAUCCUUGGAUAGGCAGGUUGAGCUACAAAAGUCUACUGUUCCUUCCAAUAACUCAUACUUCAAAGGAUCGCCUACCUCCCAUUUUAGUGGAGGAGGAAGUAUGCCACCUCAGUACCAGCCUUUAGAUGGUACAAAUUCAUCAUUUACUAACUAUGGUAUGAGUGGCUAUGCUGGAAAUCCAGCAUUGGCAUCCUUGAUGACUAACCAACUAGGCACUGGUAAUCUGCCACCCUUGUUUCAAAAUGUUGCUGCGGCAUCAGCAAUGGCUGCCCCUGGAAUGGACUCGAGAAUUCUUGGAUGUGGUUUGGCUUCUGGAACUGCUGCUCCAUCUGAAGUGCAUAAUCUUGGUAGGAUGGGAAAUCAAAUUCAAGGCAGUGCUCUUCAGGCUCCUUUUGUCGAUCCCAUGUAUCUUCAGUACCUGAGGACAUCUGAGUUUGCUGCAGCACAACUUGCUGCUCUCAAUGACCCCUCUGUGGACAGGAACUACUUGGGCAAUUCAUACAUGAAUUUGCUUGAGCUCCAGAAAGCUUAUCUUGGGUCUGUCCUCUCACCUCAGAAAUCCCAAUACAAUGUACCGCCGGGUGGUAAAUCAGGCAGCUUCACUCCUCAUGGUUAUUAUGGAAAUCCUGCAUAUGGUGCUGGGUUGUCUUACCCAGGAAGUCCUAUGGCAAACUCUGUUGUGUCCACUUCUCCAGUUGGAUCUGGAAGUCCUGUUAGGCACAAUGAACUGAAUAUGCAUUUUGCUUCUGGAAUGAGGAAUUUAGCUGGGGUCAUGGGACCUUGGCAUGUAGAUAAUGAGAACAUUGAUGAAAGUUUUGCUUCUUCUCUGUUGGAAGAGUUUAAAAGCAAUAAAACGAAGUGUUUUGAGCUGUCUGAAAUUGCUGGUCAUGUUGUUGAAUUCAGUGCGGAUCAAUACGGGAGUCGAUUUAUUCAACAAAAGCUUGAAACAGCUACUACAGAAGAAAAAAACAUGGUUUAUCUGGAAAUCAUGCCACAUGCCCUUGCUUUGAUGACUGAUGUCUUUGGUAAUUAUGUGGUUCAAAAGUUUUUUGAGCAUGGACUUGCAUCCCAGAGAAGAGAAUUAGCCAACAAACUUCUUGGCCAUGUUCUGACACUUAGCCUUCAAAUGUAUGGUUGCCGUGUCAUCCAGAAGGCCAUCGAAGUUGUUGAUCUGGAUCAGAAGAUAGAGAUGGUUCAAGAGCUUGAUGGUAAUGUUAUGCGCUGUGUACGUGAUCAGAAUGGUAAUCAUGUCAUUCAGAAGUGUAUUGAAUGUGUCCCUGAAGAUGCAAUCCACUUUAUUGUGUCAACAUUUUUUGAUCAAGUUGUGACACUCUCAACCCAUCCAUAUGGUUGCCGGGUGAUACAGCGAGUGCUGGAACACUGCAAAGACCCUACAACACAACAGAAAGUUAUGGAUGAAAUUUUAGGAGCAGUUAGCAUGUUAGCUCAGGAUCAGUAUGGCAACUACGUUGUUCAGCAUGUGCUGGAACAUGGGAAGCCUCAUGAGCGUUCUUCUAUAAUAAAGGAAUUAGCAGACAAGAUAGUGCAAAUGAGUCAACAGAAGUUUGCCUCCAAUGUUGUGGAGAAAUGUUUGACCUUUGGAGGUCCUUCUGAACGCCAAUUACUAGUGAGUCAGAUGCUUGGCACCACAGAUGAAAACGAACCUCUUCAGGCGAUGAUGAAAGAUCAAUUUGCAAAUUACGUUGUACAAAAGGUGCUGGAAACUUGUGAUGAUCAACAGCGCGAGCUGAUUCUUUCCCGAAUUAAGGUUCAUUUGAAUGCAUUGAAAAAGUACACCUAUGGAAAGCACAUUGUCUCUCGUGUAGAAAAACUUGUUGCAGCUGGAGAAAGGAGAAUUGCGGCUCAGGCUCCUCCUCAACCUGCUUAGGUGCUUAGAAAAUAAUCUUGUACAGCUAACUGAGGCUAGUGUGCCGCUUCUUCUUCCUCUUUCUCUCCCAGAUCAAGAGGUUAUGUAGCGAAUUGGAAAUAAAGUGUUCGGUUGUACUGCAAAACUGUACAUUUUGUAGCUUUAAGUUUAUACAAAGAAUUUAAGCGAGAAAUGAGGCUCAUCAGAUGUUUUAAUGCACCUGAUGCCCCCUGCAGAGGAGAUAAAAUGAAAUGACUAUACAAGCCUUUUUAUGGUGUAAAGAUUAUAAAAUGGUGAGGUAGUUUAUAAGUUGACCUGACUGUACAAAAUGAUGGCAUGUGGAGGUCUGUUCUUGUUUAGACGAGGCCAGUUUUUCUUCUUUUUCUUUUAAUCAUGUAUGGUUAUUGACUUUGUUUCCCCCUUUCAAGAGUAUAAUUUUUCUUGCAAGUUUCCACA
Molecule: messenger RNA, 4300 nt
Organism: Glycine soja
Lineage: Eukaryota; Viridiplantae; Streptophyta; Magnoliopsida; Fabales; Fabaceae
Product: pumilio homolog 2-like
Exons: 9
Coding region: 704-3865 (1053 amino acids)
Biological process (GO): post-transcriptional regulation of gene expression
Cellular component (GO): cytoplasm
Molecular function (GO): mRNA binding
Source: RefSeq, a predicted model, not a curated record